This is a messenger RNA of Doryrhamphus excisus (bluestripe pipefish), 4863 nucleotides long. It is a transcript of the gene igsf11, whose product is annotated as immunoglobulin superfamily member 11. Lineage: Eukaryota; Metazoa; Chordata; Actinopteri; Syngnathiformes; Syngnathidae. Gene Ontology annotation, cellular component: cell-cell junction. The record is from RefSeq and is a predicted model, not a curated record.
CCGGAAACUAGGUUAAUACAACGUGAGUUUUACUCUCCGGUCCGCUCAGCUGCUGUAUCUCAAGCGAGGAAGCAUGGAGCGCCAAAGGACCCCUUGGAGGCACUUACCGAGGCGGCGGGGAAAAGAGUCACUUUGUGACGAGUUUCCAAAUUAGAGACAACAUUCAGACCCAACGAAGAGUUUCUACCCGCUCCAAGUCUGGCUUUCUACUAUUUUGUGCGUCAUUUGACUCGGUGACAAACAUUUUGUCAGGCGACUUGGACCGACCUGCUGAUCAAGAGGACGGACUGUAUCGUCAGACGUUGGACCGUACCGUACCGGACAUGAAUCGGUUGUUCUUUUGGGACACACUUGUGAACACAUUACCUUGCUUUGGGACAUCAACGUGUCUGGAGUGCGCUGCGUAAAAAAAAAAAAUCUACUUGUUCCAUUUCACAUGACAUUACAAGAAAGAGUUCUCUCCCUUGAAACCGAGCCUGGCACGGAUCGAAACAUUUCGGAACCAUGGUGAAAUUUCAUAACUCGGACCUAUGGAUAGCCUGGAUGCUCAUUUUCUGCAUGGAGGGUUCGUGGUUUUACACACGCACUGGAAAAGUGAGCGUCCAGGCACUGGAUGUGAUGGUCUCCCAGAGCAGUAUCCAGGUAGCCCGAGGCCAAGCAGCCGUCCUGCCUUGCUCCUUCACCACCAGCGCUGCUCUCAACAACCUCAACAUCAUCUGGAUGGUAAUCCCACUGUCCAAUGCCAACCAGCCCGAACAGGUGAUAAUCUACCAGGGCGGCCAGGUGUUCAGCCUAGCUAACCACCUCAACGGCCGUGUGGGUUUUGUGUCCACCAUGCCAAGUACAAGUGCCUCCAUCUUCAUCAACAACACCCAGCUGUCAGACACGGGGACGUAUCAGUGUCUGGUCAACAACCUCCCGGACAGAGGGGGGCGCAAUAUUGGCGUCAUCGGGCUGACUGUGCUAGUGCCCCCCUCGGUGCCAGCCUGUCGAAUCCAAGGAACGCUGGAUGUGGGAAGCGACAUCAUGCUGUUUUGCAGCUCAGAUGAAGGUAUUCCCACACCGUCCUACUCAUGGGAGAAGCUGGACGCGUUGCCCAAGCUGCCGCACAACGCCAUGCAAGACCAGAUGCAGGGCACCGUCACCCUGAGAAACAUCAGCACCAGCACCUCAGGACUCUACCAGUGCACCUCCAGCAAUGCUAUUGGCAAGAGCACAUGCUUGAUCAAUCUUCAGGUUGUCGCACCCCAGCCUCAGAGUGUGGGUCUGAUAGCAGGGACAAUUGCUACCGGAGUGUUGGCGGUCAUCAUCUUCUCCAUGUUGGUGGUGGUCACCCUUUACUACUGGAAGAAUAAGAACAAAUAUGACGAGGAGGAGAUCCCCAAUGAGAUCAGGGAAGACGACCUCCCACCGAAAAGGUCAUCAUCAGUGAAAGCGUUUCACGCCGACGCCUCGUCCUCGGAGAACGACACCCUGACGUCCACCAACACCUACAACAGUCGCUACUGGCACAACCCCAAACCCAACUACGACACCAACUCGUACACGCGCUACAACGGAGACACGCGGCAGACCUUCUCCAACGCGGUGCACGGCACGCACGGACACAGACAGUCCCAGAACCCGGGCCACGCCCACAGCUCAGCGGUCACCGCCCCGGGCUCGGCGCCGCUGUCUCGCCACGCUCAGCCCACAACCACAACAACAACUUCCUUUGCCAAUGGCAGCCACACGCUCCCACCCCCAAAGACACUGGUGGUCACCACAAACUCCGCCCCGUCGCCCCCCACUAUGGUGCGCAGCAACGGCUCUGUGAGCCUAAAACCCGUGGUGACACCCACGCACGGGCAGCACACGCACUCCUACGCCGUGAGUCAGUCCACGCUGGAGCGGAUGGGGGCGGUGCCUGUCAUGGUGCCCGCCCAAAGCAGAGCAGGCUCGCUGGUCUGAAAUCCGGUUCGAAACCAGGACUUAAUUAGUUUUUGUUGUUUGAAAUCCAGUGAUGAAAAACAAACAGAAUAUGGGCUGAAACAGCCUGCUGCCCUUUAUUUUACGAUUACAACCAUGUCUUUCGCUACUCCGCUUACUUUAUUUUUUUUUAUUAUUAUCUCGGAACACAGUAGGAUUUUGCAGUGCAGAGUUCAUAAAAUGCCAAUUUCUUCACGGAAAUGAUCAUUACUUUUAUUUGAACGCAGACGACAGAAUUCAAAUCAUCAUUUCAUUGGGUUUACAUUCUUGUUGGAUGAUUAAAAAAAAAAAUUUGAAAAAUUGCAGGUUUCAAUACCGCACAAGUGGACUAGAGUCAGCUCAAAAUCCUUCAUAAAUGCAUGUGUCCUGUGUUUUAGGAUAAGAAUUCAUUUUUUUUUCACAGUUGUUACGUCUAAUGAAGCAAAUCAAACUAAUAAUAGUGAUCCUGUUCAUAAUAAUAACGAUGAUGACGCAUUGAUAAGGUGAAUGUUCGAAUGAUAUGAUGGUUGAAACGGCCUUAGAAGAGAAGACUACGGCAUGUUUGAUAGCUGCAGUGUACUACAUAGUAUACUUCAUUAAAUACAACUAUUUUUAUUGUGUUUAUGCACUUUUUAGAGCAACUUAGACAGCCUGCCGUCUUGUUAGGAAGAACCGUCUCAUUAUUACUGUCCUGUUUCUUCAUAUUUUGGAAAAUCAUUCACAAUACAUGCUUUUUGUUAUACAAUGGUGAAGAUGAUUAACAGUCAAAAAAAGUAUAAAUAACCUGGAACCCUGCAGAGUUUUGUCUACAUUUUAACAUCGUCAUCCUUUUCUGAGUUAUGUCACAUCUGUGCUGCUGUUACAAGAAGUCUUAUUUGAUAAAUGCUUUAUAAAAGAUUAACUAUAUUUAAAGGUGGUUUUCCCCUCCUACACACACAAAGACCCUACUUUUAUAUUGUACAUAUUAAUUAUAACUUCAACUGUAGAUUAGAAUAUAAAAUAAAACUAAUCUGACCCAGCUAUACAUUUUAUAAUAUUUAUCCUGUUCACUGGUGAAGCUGGAGCCUAUCCCAGCUGAUUCUGGAAUAGUCGCCUGUCAAUCACAAGGGCAAUGUAAAGUAAAUUUUGAGUUUUAAUAGUUAACUUUACAUGCACAGUUUUGGACAAUUGGAUUACCUGGAGAAAAGCCACACAAGAGCAAUGGGAACGUGUGUACCCCGCACGCCACAUUUUUUUUUCUUGCAUUAGAAGUAUGUCAAGAAAAUACUUUUAUUCAUUCAAGGGAUUUGUUUUGUUUGUAGUUUGCAGGUCUGGUUUUGCGUUAUUUAUGGUCAAAAUAAUCACCUAAAAAUUAUGCAUUAACUGCAAUAUCCUCUCAAUACCUUAUGCAGCAUUCAUUUGUUUGUAUUCUCUGACUUUUUAAGAAUUGUUAAGAAAAAUGCAAACUCAUUCCGUCUUAGGAAAUUGUUGCAUUGUGCACUGAUCCACUGUCAUCUUCUUGUGUCAUUGUGUCGGCUUUUUGUGGGCCUGUUUCAGUCUUUGAUAUUACUAGGGAUCAAAAUCAACUGAAUGCACCCUCCAACGCUCCGAUUAUUGAAAAUAUAAACAGUGCGCUUGAAAACCGACUUGAACGUGGCCAGAGUGUUUCAUAACAUGUGGGCCCCCUAAAAAAACGCAUUGAGUGUUUUGCCAGGAGCUGACCCCGCACAUCAAUAUCAUUUAAAGGGGACCUAUUAUGCAAAUUUUUUCGACCCUUAUUGGUCUCCUAUAGAGCAGCUACACACAAUAACCAGCACAGAAAACUUGUUAUAUUUUCCAGAAUCUGCACCUAUUCCAAUUGUAUUUCCUUGUUAUUUGUGCUUCCUGACAAAACUGUCUAUUUUAAUUUUAAUUUAUUCCACGGUCCCACGCCCGAAGUGCUUGUAACUAUGAGACAUAUAAGGAAGUCUGCACCUCUGUGACAUCACAAAGGGGCAGUUUUACCACGCCUUUUGAAACCGAGCGUUUUGAGUCAUUUCAAACUUCUUUCAGGGCUCACUUCCGAAUGCGAAAACAUGAUUAUAUGAAACGUCGGUAUUGUUUAAAAACUACAUUUAUAGGUCAAAAAGUGCAAAAAGCAAAAUAGGUCCCCUUAAAAUAGAGUUCGGAGUCCAAUUUUGUUGUGUCUCAUAUAUGUUUAUCUUGUCAUACUUUGCCAUUCUGCAGACAAAUGAGAAGGAAACCAAAUGAAAACAUGCUGAUGCUGAUUAGAAAACAUGUCAAGUAGCCAGAAUAACAUUGACACGGUGUGGAGAAAAGUAUUGAGACACAUUAAUCACCAUUAGGGUUGAGACAAAACAAUUUACUUCCACCUGAAUAUGAAUUAUUUAGCUUCCACGUUUCACUAUUCUGUGCCUCCAGUUUAAUGGAAAUAAAGCAAGGUGCAUGAAGGCAUGAUUGGUUAUUGUUUCUUCCAUUUUUACUUUGUCGUCAUAAUGACGUGUCUCAUUACUUUUGUCCAUAGUCAUGAUUGUUUCCAAUAUUCACUUGCUCCAAUAAAAAAAGCAUAUUUCUACUCACCCAAACACAUCCAAACUAAAAUGUCCAACAAUGAGUGGGUCAGAAAUUCACAUUAUUUGCCAUUCUGUGUUUUUUGCCAUCCCCCCGCCCUGGCUCUUAUCAUUCAAAUAUCCUCUGUUAUUCUUCAGGGGACAAUGGCCGGCUCAAAAUGUGGAUUUUAUGUUAACAAACCGUAAACUAAACCACUGACACCCUGUGGCCAUGACUCAAGUGUUUAUCAACUUAUGUACAGUAAAUAAUGACCAAACCAAUUUGUAAAUAUGUAAAGAUAUAAAUUUGUUCUUACUGUUGGUUUGAAAUGUCAAAUAGGAAAAAAAUAACACAAACUUGUAGAGAAUAAAAUAUUGUUGAUACAUU